Messenger RNA from Dibothriocephalus latus, 243 nucleotides. Lineage: Eukaryota; Metazoa; Platyhelminthes; Cestoda; Diphyllobothriidea; Diphyllobothriidae. The record is from the annotation of a GenBank genome assembly.
AUGAACUUACUCUAUGAGUUCGAGAUGGCUUGCCAUGCCAUCUCCGUCAGCACGCGUCUAGCCCUCCCCGCAGCCUACAAAGUCCUACGCCAGGCAGCGAACGAGGAAAAAAUCGAUCAGCCCACGUACAGCCACAACUUCAAAUUGCGGAUCGAUAAUGACAGUUUACGCUAUGGCAAAGAAGAGCCAGGCCAGCUCUCGGAAACGUCAGUGAACACAUCAAUUCACUCUAGUGAGCACUAA